UCUUUUUACUCUCUUACUCGGACGUGCUAAAGAAGACUAGGCCCGAUCUUGCUAUGUUCAGAUGCGACUUUCCUCAUGGUCGCAACUGCUUUUUAUAACGACAACUCAUCCUCGUAUCUCCCCAUGGCGAAGCUAUCCUAAAACCUGCAGCUCCAUUCGCUGUUUUACAGCACCCAUCCCUCGAUGUUUUCGAAGGAAGAGGCUACGCGACAGCCUGGAAAGAAAAGAAAAUCCACUGAGAAGACGGAAACCACGAAGACGCAAAGGCCAGCUGAGCAAGACGUCAUCGAAGCAAAGUCUCUUCCAGAGAAAAAGCAGCGAACUCUAAAGGGAUUGUUCUCUGAAACUGCCGAAAUAGGGAGCUCCGUGCAGAAUGCCCUAAGUUACUCACGACCUGCUGGUUCCUCCGUCGGCUCACCUUUCCGCUCUAAACUCACUCUAUCCACCGGCGUCUCCUCGACUAGCGCAUCUCACAGUCGUACAGCCGACACCCGUAAAGCCCUCCCGACAAACAAGACCCGUAAUGUUGUGGUGAGCAUAACGGAAAAGGGGUCUAUCAUACUCGACCUCGGGUCCGAAUCCUCCUCUGACGAAGAUGGCGACCCUCGUGCUAGAUCCGGUGAUGACAAGAAAGACACGAGGGUUUCCGAAUCGAAAGGGUCAACCAUAUUCGACCUCGGGUCUGGAUCCUCCUCUGACGAAGAUGACGGCCUUCAUGCUAGUUCCGGUCAUGACAAGAACAAGGCGGCGAUUCGCGAAUCAAGAGUGUACGGCAAGCGCUGGCGUCGCCUCCAGCUCGGGGACUUCGACCUUGAACCCGACUAUGCUGCUCAUCUCGCGGCUAAAGCUAUCGUUCGGGAUCGCCUUCGAGCCUCGUUGGAAUCUCUCAUAACCCUUGCUAAAAGUGGAAGACCGCACAUUAUGUGUGUGCCGGACAAUCGCGUCUUUUUGUGCUGUGUCGACGUGGAAGUAUGCCUAGAUCUAUGGCUGAAUGGCAUGACCCCGAAAACUUAGUCUAUCCUCGCAAAGCCUAUCCUACGAGCUCGAGACGUCCUCGAAAUCCCUCAACAACCACACGUGAAAUAUAUGGGACCAGGAGCAUACGUGAGCGCCGUCAACUUCGGGACCGAUAGGUCGUUCAUUUACCGGGGA
Molecule: messenger RNA, 1152 nt
Organism: Mytilinidion resinicola
Lineage: Eukaryota; Fungi; Ascomycota; Dothideomycetes; Mytilinidiales; Mytilinidiaceae
Exons: 2
Coding region: 184-1014 (276 amino acids)
Source: RefSeq, a predicted model, not a curated record